Molecule: messenger RNA, 2746 nt
Organism: Polistes canadensis
Lineage: Eukaryota; Metazoa; Arthropoda; Insecta; Hymenoptera; Vespidae
Gene: bbc
Product: choline/ethanolaminephosphotransferase 1
Exons: 11
Coding region: 157-1692 (511 amino acids)
Biological process (GO): phosphatidylethanolamine biosynthetic process
Cellular component (GO): Golgi apparatus; endoplasmic reticulum membrane
Molecular function (GO): ethanolaminephosphotransferase activity; diacylglycerol cholinephosphotransferase activity
Source: RefSeq, a predicted model, not a curated record
CGUAAUAUAGCGCGGAGAUGUCGUAUGUGGUAAAUCAGGCAAACGGUUACUUGUUAUGUUUAGCAGUUGUGCUCGUUCGUACUGCGAAGAAUCGAUGAGUGUUGUAUUAUUUUAAUUCUUUUUUGGGCGCUUUUUAGUAGCCGCGAAAUUCGAAAUAUGCAGUUUUAUAAAGAAAAAUUACUCUCGCCCGGACAAUUAAAGCGAUUAAGCGAGCACAAAUAUAGUUGCACAACCAAUAGUCUAUUGGAUGCAUUUCUUCAACCCUGGUGGGACUGGCUAGUCAGCAAGGUUCCACUUUGGCUUGCACCGAAUUUGAUCACGGUUUUGGGUCUAAUUGUCAAUAUUGUUACUACAUUGAUAUUAGUUUAUUAUAGUCCUGAUGCUAAAGUUGAGGCACCUAGGUGGGCAUGUUUCUUAUGUGCAUUGGGUUUAUUUAUUUACCAAAGUUUGGAUGCUAUCGAUGGCAAACAGGCUAGAAGAACUGGUACCUCUACGCCUUUGGGAGAACUGUUUGAUCAUGGAUGCGAUUCAAUAUCGACAGUAUUCGUAGCAUUAUCCGCUUGUAUAGCCGUACAGUUGGGAUAUUAUCCAACAUGGAUGUUCUUUCAAUGUUUUUGUGCAAUGACUUUAUUUUAUUGUGCACAUUGGCAAACUUAUGUCUCAGGAUCUCUAAGAUUUGGUAAAGUGGAUGUUACGGAAGCCCAGUUCACCAUCAUAGGAAUACAUCUGAUAUCAGCCAUUUUUGGACCUAGAAUUUGGAUGAUGGAGAUACCAUACAUUGAUGGUUUUCUGUUGAAAUAUUUAAUAGGAGUUAUGACAGUGGUGUGUGCUCUGGCAAACUUAUAUUCCAUAUUUUCGGUGAUUUUCACCGGAGGAGUUGGGAAGAAUGGUUCGACUGUCGCUAUUCCUAUGCUCGGUCUGGGUACGCUAAGUUGUUACAUGGCAGCGAUAUUUUACGUGGGCUACACUCACGUAUUUCUUCAGUUUUGUAAAGUCUUUGAAUCUGGUGGAAUUGGAAAGAACGGUUCGACCAUUGCAUUGCCAUAUACUGGCACAGAGGUCAAGAUCUUUCCAUUAUGGGCCGCCGUGGGCAUCGCUAUUUUACUUGCACAAAGCAGUAUAUCCGUCAUACUUGCCGGUGGUGUCGGAAAAAAUGGCUCCACCGUCGCAGGAACAUCGGUACUGUCGCCGAUCAUCCCAUUUAGUUUCGUGGUAGUGCCAGCUUUCAUUAUUUAUAGAAAAAGUGCUGAGCACGUAUACGAAAAUCAUCCUGCUCUGUAUAUACUUGCAUUUGGGAUGGUUGCAGCUAAAGUUACCAAUCGAUUGGUGGUUGCUCAUAUGACGAAAAAUGAGAUGCAAUAUUUAGAUAGUUCCUUGAUUGGUCCAGCAAUGCUGUUUCUUAACCAGUACUUCAACUUUUUUAUCAAAGAGUACUACGUUCUCUGGCUGUGUUUCAUUUGGGUCACGUUGGACCUUCUGCGAUAUAGCUCUCAAGUCUGCCUUGAAAUUUGUGAUCAUAUGAAGAUAAAGCUAUUCAGAAUACCUGUGGGGGAUCAUCGGAAUGUCGGGCCUCAGCUUAACGUCGCCGAAAAAAAUGCUCACAUGGUCAUCGAACAGGAACCGCUGUUAAACGAAGAUUAUCAUCAUCAUCAUCAUCAUCGUGGCUCUGAUACGACAACCCUCGACAUCUGACGUUUACUACCCCCCUCCCAACCCCCAUAGCGCAUGGUGGUAACACCGAACACGUACCACCAACGUAUUAUAUUUAAAACUUAAUUUACAAUUUAAAACACGAUGUGAAUUGUAUAAAUAAGAAUUUAAAAAAAAAAGAAGAAGAAAGAAAAACAAAAUACCGCGCGAAAGGGAGUUCUUUACUUAAAAACUAUAUGAAAGAAAAAAAAAAUGAAAAUAAAAAAAAGAAAAAAAAAAAAAAAAAAAAAAAAAAAAAAAAAAAGCAAUGAACUAUAAAAAAAGUAUAUCUUAAAUGUCAAAGUCGGAUGUACAGUAUUUUUUACUAGCGUCGAGAGUACAACGGGUUAAUGCAAACAAAACAAAACACAAAUAAAAGUAAUAAAAAGGUAUUUGCAUACUAUAUAAUAUUAAAACGUAUACGAGGAAAAAAAUCCUACGUAUAAACGUUUGUGCGAAGGUUAUUUAUUUAUACGUAUAUAUAUAUAUAUAUUUCACUCUUAUCAGCGGACGUUGAGAAUUGUUAUACUUUAUUUUCUUUUUUCACUUUUUUUUUCUCUAUUAACCGAGAAUAUCUUUACCAAAACGUUAAUUGGUCAUUUAUUGUUUAAAUUAAGUGCAACGGAACUAUUGUAAUUAUUUUUUCCUUACGAUUAGUAUUACAGUUGUUUGUUUGUUUGUUUUUUUUAGACCGUCCUCCUUUUUCCUCAAUCUUCUUUUGUAAUCCUUUUUUUUUUCUAUAUAUAUUUUAAACGAGCACAUAUCUUUUAAGAAAUUGUUUAUGUAUUUUUUUAUAAUAUACCACGAUCUGCUGCAGCCCGUAAUUAUAAAUAAAAUAAGAAACAUAAUAAAUGUUUACGCGCGAGGAGAGGGGAAGACUCGUGCUGACAUUAUUGUAUUAACUUAUGCAUUUUUGUCUAUUAACAUAUGUGUAUUAUUUGUCUAAGCUUAAUGAAAAUGAACAAAAUAAUAAUUAAUAAGUCAAAUUAAUGAGAAGAACAAAAAAACAUUUGUAUAAUCGUUCCGACGAUCUAAUCGUGAACACAUUUCAUUAAUU